CACUGCUUCUACAGUGCAGUCGUUUGACUGGUUUGACAUCGAUAAAUGCGUGAGAGUGUUCGCGAAGUGCGGAGGUGUAGGUUGUCGUUCGUCGUAGUCGUCGGCUCGUCGGCUCGUCGUCGUCGUUUGGUAUCGUGAUUAAAGUGAAAACGUGUUAAGUGGUGGAACAGUGAAAAGAAUAAAAAAAAAAAUUCAACGACGAAAAAUCGUGGAGAAGACGAAGACACGAGACAAAAGAAAAGAAUUUUGGAAAAAAGAAGGAAAAAAGUCGUGUGUGUGUGUGUGCUUUUUAUCGAAAAAAAAUCAGCUCUUUUUUUUUGUCCCAAAUUACGUUUUUCAAACGCACAACAAAAAAUUGUGAUUUUGUGUCCUCAAAAAGUUUUUUUUUUUUUGAGCGCUUCCAGUUUAUCAAGAGUAGAGUUUAAAGGGGGCUUGGAGGGAAAGGAACAAAUUUAAUACAAAUCAGGAAAAUAUGAGCAUUGCUGCCCUUCUGCAAGCCGCUGAGUACAUUGAACGAAGGGAACGAGAAGCUGAACAUGGCUACGCUUCGACAAUGCCGAUACCUGAUGACUUGCGAUCAUCCAGUAAGAGGUCAAAAACGAAAAAAUCUCAGGGCAGCAGGACAACUCAUAACGAGCUGGAGAAAAACAGACGAGCACACCUUAGAAAUUGUCUUGAAAAGCUGAAAGGACUUGUACCAUUGGGUCCUGAAACGUCAAGGCAUACCACGCUGGGACUUUUAACGAAGGCCAAGCGUUUUAUCAAGAAUUUGGAGGAACGUGAAAGAAAAAAUUCGGUGCACAAAGAACAACUGCACAGAGAGCAGAGGUUUCUUAGGCGAAAAUUAGAGCAAUUGUCAACUCAAACAGGUCUUAAUCUAAAUGGUUUUCAUGGCCUUCAUGGACUUAGCUCUAGUGCACCGACAGGUUCAUCCUGUGGUUCAGCGGCGGCGGCAGCGGCAGCAGCCGCCACCCUACUCUCUAAGAGACGAAGUGUAUCUGAAUGCUCGGUAGGAACAGCCUCUUCAACAAGCUCCACAGCGAGCUCUAGGAAUUCGGACAGGUCUGCGGGCAGUCCAUCCGUCUCCGAGUCUGAUGAAGUGGAUGUGAUUGGAUUGGAUGGAAUGGGAGGAUAUUUGAGCAACCAAUCAGACACAGAUGACCAUAGCAGUGUGCAAAGUAGCAGUGAUAGUGGCGUCGCGAUGUCCACCUCAAGGCUCACCCUUUCCGAAAUGAUGGACAAUCUAUAGACAAAAAAGCGACGUGGGGGUGUCAAAAACUGGAAUGCAAGCACCUGAGACAGAAACUGAAGAUGAAGAAAAAAAAGAAGAAGAAGAAAAAGAAGAAAGAAGUAGUUGACAUUUUCAACGCAAUUCAUGAUUAUCGGAAGGACGACGAAUUAAGAAAACUGAAUAAAUCUAUAUUAUAUAUAUACACACACACAUAUACACAAUUAAACAAUAAUACAUGUAUACACAAAUAUAUUUGUCAAUUCUCGAUAAGAAAAAAAAAAAAAAAAAAAAACAUCGUUGAAUCAAUACAUUUGUAUGUGUAUGCAUGUAUUGAAUACAAUUUGGUAACCUCGAUAAGUCAGGAAAACUUAUUGCGCACAGAACGAAUCAAGAAACGAAAAAUACGAUAUUCAAAUUGCAAAAGAAAAAAAAAAAAAAGUGCACCCUAUCUACAUAAUGUAAUCAGCGAAUAAGAAUUUACAGCAGUUGAGUUCAUUUAAGCGCGAGAAGGUCACACUAUUCUUCUUCUUAACUAUUAUUGUACAUCUUAUUAUAAAAAAAAAAAAAAUUAACAAAAAUAACAAAAAAUAACAAAAAAAAGAAAAAGCAAAUUUUAAGAAAAAAGUGUUUGUAUGUAGGAGGAGAAAUGGAAAACUGGAAAUACGACGGUGACCUCUGCGAUGCAUUAUGUGUAAAUUAUUGAAUGUCAAUGUAAAAGUAUUGUAAAUAUUUAAAAAAAAAAAAAAAAAAAAAAAACACAAAAAAAAACACAAAAAAAAAUUGAAAGAAAAGACGUCGAAUCAAGAUUUCCCGAGAGCCUGGAGGGAAAAAAUAAACGUGCGUGAUGGAAAAGUGAGAUAAAAAAAAAAAUACGAGCGAUCAAAAAAAGAAAAAAAAAAAAAAAGAGCUGAGAAAAAAAAAUGAGAGAAUGAGAGCGAAUGAAUGUGCGCCGAAAGAAGAACGUAUAGGACGAGAAAUGACUGCAUACAAAAAGUAAAGGAAGAAGAAGGGUUGAUUCGAAAAUUUCGCAAAAGGUGGGGUUUAUAACCACAGACAAGGGAUAUAUAGAAAACGAACUUCAGAAAGGCAAAAAAAAAAAAAAUAAUAAUAAUAAAAAAAGAAAAGAACCGUCUUAGUACGGAACACCUUCCUAUUUUUGCCUUCUAUAUUGGCGUCCUGAUUUUGUUCCAGGCCUUAUGAAUUUUUAGACGACGUUCACGGAUUUCCUAUUUUUUAUUUUUAUGUAUAUAAGCCAAAUUAUUUUAUCUUAAUCACGCUCGCCAUUAUCGCUUUACUUCGUGGCAUUAAUAGCACAAUAAUUUAAUAUAUUUCGCGUAGGCUUCUAUAUAAAUAUUUUUUAUUUUUUUGUUUCCUUUUUUUUUUUUGUUUUUGUCGGAAAAAAUUCUAAAAUAAUUUUUUUUUUUCGUUGAUCCCUCUUUCAGGAUCUAAUUUUUUGACAAAUUUAAUUUGCAUUCAAUUUUUAACCUACCGGUUGAUCUCAAUAAAGAUUUAAAAAAGAAAAGAAAAUUGACCAGCCUGUAGAAAAUUUUUUUUUUUGUUUUUUUUAUUUAUUUAAGGCUAUAAACAAAGUGCGAUCUAUCUUUUAAAAAGUAUGAUUCUCUGCUAAACAUUUUUUUUUUUUUUAAUAUUAAAAACGAGAAAAAAUGUAACUAAAAAAAAACGUGCUACGUAGAUUUUAGUUUUUGGGAAUGAUUAUAAACGCCUUUAAAAAGCGUUUCUUUUUAUGGAAUAGAUAAAGAUGGUUUUCAGUUUAAGAAAUUGUGAUUCAUUGAAUCAGGGCGCGAAAUUGGAAUAUGGAUCUUUGGAGGACCAUUACUCAGAUUUAAAAGAAAAAGAAAAAGAAAAAAAAAAAAAAAAAAAAAAAAAAUGAUGAAAAAUGCAAUCGUUGUCUACUGGUCCAUUAAUGACCAAAUUUAUUAACUGUAGUUGCAACUUCCUCCCUCUAAAAAAUAAAAAUUUCAAACUAAGACCACCCAGUACACUUAAGUGUAAAAAAAAAAAAAAAAAAAACAAAUUUACCACAAAAAGCGAGCAAUGUUGCUCACUUUGUGCCCCUAAUGCUACAUUUUAAGAUACUUUAAAGUAAUUCAUGUAUGAUAUAUUUAAAAAAAAAAAAAAAAGAAAAAAUAAAUAAAUAAAAAAAAAAAAGUAUCGUCGCAUCGUCUCAUACACAUUCAAAGAGUACAAAUUCUAUAAGUCCCUGUAUCGCGUCACCUGUUCUAAAUGCCGAAUAGUUCGGUUUAUUGAAUGCUCCGCAUGAUCGAAGACAAAACUUAGGAAAAAGGGUUUGAGAAAGUUAACUAUAAUAAAGAUAAAUCGAAAAGAUAAAAGUUUUAUAGGUGAGAGAGAAUGUAUAUGAGGAAAUUGAGAGAUCGGAUCGAAAAGAAUGAGGAACGUAAAUACACGAAUAGACCCCAGAUUGCGUAUAAAUGAUAUUUGUAGAUUUAAAAUCUAAUCGCAGAAUUUUCAUUCUGAAUAAGAAUUAAAAAGAAAAAAAAAAAAAAAAAAAAUAAAUAAAACAUUGAAUGAUUGAACAACUAAAGUUUUGCGUAAUAGAUUUAAGUAAACGACUAGAUAGACUGACAUACAAAAGUAACGAGUGAUCUCUUGAAAGUGAGUUGGAAUGGGUGAUUUGAAAAAAAAAAAAAGAAAA
Messenger RNA from Leptopilina boulardi, 3905 nucleotides. It is a transcript of the gene Mad, whose product is annotated as max dimerization protein 1-like. Gene Ontology annotation, molecular function: protein dimerization activity; RNA polymerase II cis-regulatory region sequence-specific DNA binding; DNA-binding transcription factor activity, RNA polymerase II-specific. Gene Ontology annotation, biological process: regulation of transcription by RNA polymerase II. Bases 473 to 1249 code for a protein of 258 amino acids. NCBI's taxonomy places the organism in Eukaryota, Metazoa, Arthropoda, Insecta, Hymenoptera, Figitidae. The record is from RefSeq and is a predicted model, not a curated record. The transcript has 8 exons.